GCCGGGACUCGGACUUCGCGCAAAAGUUUUGUUUCACCCAAGAAGAAAGGCAGGAGCCAGGAUGGCGACUGCUCUUAGUGCUCUCGAACAAACCACGGUUGUGGCAGGCACUGGAGAUUUUGAGGCUCUGCAGAAAUAUAAGACCACUGAUGCCACUACAAGCAUAUCUGCAAUGCUGGCAGCUGCAGCCAUGCCGCAGUAUGAAGAACUCAUAGAAGCGUCUGUAGAGUAUGGCAAACAGAAUGGCAGGUCUUCCGAGGCUGCUAUGGACAAGCUAUUUGUCCUGUUUGGAUGUGAAAUUCUGAAGAUCAUACCCGGACGUGUGGGCAUUGAAGUGGAUGCUCGUCUCAGCUUCGACAUGGAGGCAAUAAUUGCCAAAGCUCUAAAAUUCAUAGAGCUUUUCAAGGAGGAUGGUGUUGACAAAGACCGCAUCCUCAUCAAAAUAGCAUCUACGUGGGAGGGCAUCCAGGCUGCCAAGGUGCUAGAGUCUGAGCACGGCGUUCACUGCAACAUGACCCUUUUGGUCAGCUUUGAUCAAGCAGUGGCUUGUGCUGAGGCUGGAGUGACUCUCAUUUCGCCUUCCGUUGGCAGGAUCUUGGACUGGCACGUCACGAACACCGGCACUAAGUCGUAUGCUGCUCCUGAAGACCCUGGAGUGGUGAGCGUGACUCGUAUCUACAACUACUACAAGAAGUUCGAAUAUCCAACGGCAGUGAUGGGCGCCUCUUUCAGGAACGUCGGUGAGAUCCGGGAGCUGUGCGGCUGCGACCUUCUCACGAUCAGCCCCAAGCUGCUGGCCGAGCUUCAGGACUCCACUGCCCCCACGCCCCGCAAGCUCUGCCCUCAAGCCGCGACCGAGUGUAAGCUGUCGAAAGUUUUGCCAUUGCCAGAAGCGGAAUUUCGGCGGAAGCUGAACGAAGACCAAAUGGCGACGGAACAACUCUGCGCCGGCAUCCGUCAAUUUUCCAUGGACGCCAUAAAGUUGGAAGAGCUCCUGAAAGCGAGGAUGCAAGGGAACAUUGAACCCACGUUCAACGAUGAACCCCCAACAUGUCCCUCAAUUGAACUCAUCAGCGACGAAGAAGAAUCCACAGAUGAAGAAUCCACAGAGAAAACCAAGUUCACCUGUGAAUUAUGCAACAAAGCAUUUAGUAGGAGGUCGGAUCUGAAAAGGCACUUGAGAACGCACACAAAUGAAAGACCGUUUGCAUGCCGCGAGUGUGACUCUACAUUCAAACGUAAGGAUCACCUUAAAAAGCACGAAAGAUUGAAGCACCAAUAAGGACACUGGUUCCGGUCAUUGUACAACUUUUUAUUUUUCCGACGUGAUUCCGCCUCAAGCUUUAUUGCUUGUUUUUUCGGUUUUGAUAUUUUGUAGCUUUUAAGAUUUGGUUUAAAUAUGGAGUCAAAUUAUUUUUUGUGAGUAGGAUUGUUUAUUGGUGUUCACUACAUCCAUUCCGCACUGCUGGUGCUCGCUUUCUAUGUGAUAUUUUUUUUGUAUUUUGGUAUUAUUUUGUUUGGUGAAUAGCAACAUUCACCUUAAAUUUAGAAUCCUUUUUUUUUAUUUUUUUUUCUCGUUUAAUUAAAUUUUUAGUCCCUUUUCAGAAUCACCGAUUUGAUGCGGAGGAAAAAAAUAUAUUGAAGUGUAAGGAUGUUGGUAAUUUUUCCAGUCAUCAAGUUCUCGAGUACCUGAAUUUUGUGCCUGUAAGUUGUGUAGGAAGUGAUAUCUUAGAUAAGUAGAUAUGUUUACAAGUAAUUACCGAUAUAACCGCUCGUUUUUGAUGCCGUGUAUGCCAGUUGAAAUGGGGGCCUUUUGUAUGAUUUUCGCCAUUUUUAGUUUUGCCGUAUUAAAGAAAACUUUGACACCGUCCUUGUUUAUUCCACUCAUCAAUUGUUUUUC
Molecule: messenger RNA, 1900 nt
Organism: Hyalella azteca
Lineage: Eukaryota; Metazoa; Arthropoda; Malacostraca; Amphipoda; Hyalellidae
Product: transaldolase
Exons: 9
Coding region: 62-1282 (406 amino acids)
Biological process (GO): pentose-phosphate shunt; pentose-phosphate shunt, non-oxidative branch; carbohydrate metabolic process
Cellular component (GO): cytoplasm; intracellular anatomical structure
Molecular function (GO): transaldolase activity
Source: RefSeq, a predicted model, not a curated record